GCUUUGCAGCCGGACCCAGGGAAGGUUUACUUGCAAUCGGAAGCAGCCCAACAGAAGGGGAAGGAGAUGGAAGAGCAGGACCCAGAAGGACCAGGAAUUGGGAAGAGACUGAGAAACGACCCUCAUCCCAUUCAGAAAGGAAGUGGUGUUAAUUUCUGGGAAAGGGCUGUGUCGGGGAUCCUGCAUCAGGGCACUGGGAUCCCAGAAGAACACUGCCAGCAUUUUCGGUGGUUCUGCUACCAUGAGGCUGUUGGGCCCCAAGAGAUUUGCAGCCAGCUCCAUCUGCUUUGCAUCCGCUGGCUGAAGCCAGAGAAGCACACCAAGAAGCAGAUCCUGGACCUGGUGAUCCUGGAGCAGUUCCUGGCCAUCCUGCCCCUGGAGAUGGAGAGCUGGGUCAGAGGAUGUGGGCCGGAGACCAGUUCCCAGGCGGUGGCCCUGGCCGAAGGUUUCCUUCUGAGUCAGGCGGAGGAGAAGAGGCAGGCAGAGCAGAUGAGGGAACCAUCUGUGAAGAUGGAAGCAAAGUCCUCUGUGGAGGAAGGAUCUCAGCCUGCCCAGGAUGCCUUCUCAUAUGGAAGUGAAGAGAUGGUGUCAAGCUAUUGCCCUUGUGGAGGAGUGGAAACCGCUGCUGCCACUGCAGACCAGUCCGCAGCUUCCUUUGAGGAUGUGGCCGUGUAUUUCACCGAGGCUGAGUGGGCCCUGCUGGAUCCGGGCCAAAGAGCUCUUUACGUGGAAGUCAUGCUGGAGAACUAUGGGAACGUGGCCUCUCUGGCAGGAAAUGUUGAUGAGACGAUGAGGAAAUCUGAGUGGUUCUCUCUAGAAAAAGACAAAAACCGAGAGUCUGAAUGUACCUUUAGGAAUCAAGAUGGACCACAGAAGCAGGAGGGAAGCCAUGCAGAGAAGACAAGGGAUAGAGCUCUUCCAUGCCAAGAAAGGCAUUUCUGUGAAGUAUUUGCCAUGGUGAAGGAAACAUACAAGAGCUUGGAGCAUGGAGUGAUCUUUUCUGAUCAAACUCAAUAUAAUAUCCAUUUGCAAAAGCACCCUGGGAAGGUUUGUGAAUGUCUGCAGCCUGGAAAGAGCUUCCUUUGUGGAGAAGAGUUCAUGAGUCACGGAAGGAUCCAUACAGGAGAGAAAAUGCAUAGCUGCUUAGACUUCAGCAAGAGGCUCUCAGAGGAAACAAAGCUUAUUCAACACCAGAUAGUUCAUUCAGAAAGGAGUUCUAAGCAGGACUACUCAGAAGUUAACCCCAUUUUAUUUGAUGGGUCUUCCUCUUGGGAAAGCAUUCUUAGGAUUGCACACUCAGGAGGGAAGCCAUCUAUCUGCACAGAGAAUGGAAAUAUUUUAUCUGAUGGGAAGGCACAUAAAUGCUUUCCAUGUGGAAAGUAUUUCAAGAACAGAGCUGGUCUCCUUUUGCACCAAAGAAGCCACACAGGGGAGAAACCUUUCGAAUGCUCAGAGUGUGGAAAGAGAUUCAGUCGGAAAGGCACUCUUCAACGGCAUCAAGGAACCCACACCAAAGAGAAAUCUUUUGAAUGCUCAGCAUGUGGAAAGAGAUUCAGUUGCUAUGUCACUCUUCAGCAACAUCAGAAAAUCCACACAGGGGAGAAACCUUUUGAAUGCUCGGAAUGUGGAAAGCGAUUCAGGUUGAGUGGUCAUCUUCAAGACCAUCAAAGAAUGCACAGUGGGGAGAAACCUUUUGAAUGCUCAGAGUGUGGAAAGAGAUUCAGAUACAAUAGCAAUCUUCGACAGCAUCGAAGAUUCCAUACAGGUGAGAAGCCUUUUGAAUGCUCAGAGUGUGGAAAGAGAUUCAGUGACAGCAGCACACUUAAAAAGCAUCUAAGAACCCAUACAGGAGAGAAACCUUUUGAAUGCUAUGAGUGUAGGAAGAGGUUCAGUCUGGGUUUCAUUCUUCAACAGCAUCAAAGAACGCACACUGGGGAGAAACCUUUUGAAUGCUGGGAGUGUGGAAAGAGAUUUACUCAGAGUGUCGCUCUUCAGCAGCAUCAAAGAACCCACACAGGUGAGAAACCAUUUCAAUGCUUGGAGUGUGGAAAGAGAUUCAGUCACCGUGGCACACUUCAGAAACAUCUAAGAACCCAUACAGGGGAGAAACCUUUUGAAUGCUCGGAGUGUGGAAAGACAUUCAGUCAAAAUGACCAUCUUCAGCAGCAUCUAAGAAACCAUACAGGAGAGAAACCUUAUGAAUGCUUGGAGUGUGGAAAGAGAUUCAAUCAGAAUGACCAUCUUCAGCGCCAUCAAAGAAUUCACACAGGGGAGAAACCUUUUGAAUGCUUGGAGUGUGGAAAAAGAUUCAGUCAGAGUUUCCAUCUUCAACAGCAUCAAAGAAUCCACAUAGGUGAGAAACCUUUUGAAUGCUCGAAUUGUGGAAAGAGAUUCAGUCACCGUGGCACACUUAAAAAGCACCUAAGAACCCACACCAGGGAGAAACCUUUUGAAUGCUCAGAGUGUGGGAAGAAAUUCAGUGGGAGAGUCACUCUUCAAAAGCAUCAAAGAACCCACAUAGGGGAGAAACAUUUUGCAUACCUGAACUGUGGAAGGAAAUUCAGUCAUAGUAACCAUCUUCAACAACAUCAAAAAAUCCACAAAGGUGAGGAUCUGUCUGAAUGA
Messenger RNA from Heteronotia binoei (common prickly gecko), 2625 nucleotides. Its product is annotated as zinc finger protein ZFP2-like. Lineage: Eukaryota; Metazoa; Chordata; Lepidosauria; Squamata; Gekkonidae. Bases 67 to 2625 code for a protein of 852 amino acids. Gene Ontology annotation, biological process: negative regulation of transcription by RNA polymerase II; regulation of immune system process; regulation of cytokine production. The transcript is spliced from 7 exons. The record is from RefSeq and is a predicted model, not a curated record.